Messenger RNA from Sphenostylis stenocarpa, 1326 nucleotides. The record is from the annotation of a GenBank genome assembly. NCBI's taxonomy places the organism in Eukaryota, Viridiplantae, Streptophyta, Magnoliopsida, Fabales, Fabaceae.
AUGGCCAGUGUUGGUGAUAGAAAGGAAUGUGAAUGGAUAGAUAGGAUAAUAUCUGAAGGGGCCGUUCCACUUCUUGAGCCAGAUAAUUGUUCAAAUGGUUGGGCUACCCCUCCUGGUGAUGCAUUCAUGGUCAGAGGCCCUGAGUAUUUUACAACAAGGGUUAAAGUUCCUGCUGGUGAUUAUCUGCUCAAGCCUCUUGGUUUUGAUUGGAUUAAAAGUUCUGUGAAAAUAGGCGAGAUAUUAAAGGAUCCAGAUAGUCGGGUUAGGAGGGUCAUUGAUAAUGAGUUUCCAGCAGCUGAUAAACCCUUUGUAUGGGCCUUCAAUAUUCAAGUCCCAGGCAAGGAUAACUAUAGUGCCAUCGCUUAUUUUACAACUAAAGAGCCAGUUGUUGAGGAUUCCCUAAUGGACAGGUUUUUGAAGGGUGACAAUGCAUUCAGAAACUCAAGGCUAAAGCUGAUUGCCAACAUUGUAAAAGGUCCUUGGAUUGUUAGAAAAGCUGUUGGAGAGCAGGCUAUUUGCGUAAUUGGGCGUGCCCUUUCCUGCAAAUAUUGCACAGGAGAGAAUUUCAUAGAAGUAGAUAUUGAUAUAGGGUCUUCCAUGGUUGCAAGUGCAAUAGUUCAUUUGGCAUUUGGUUAUAUCUCAACUUUGACUGUUGACUUGGCUUUUCUUAUUGAGAGCCAAGUUGAAUCAGAGCUUCCUGAAAAAAUUUUAGGUGCUUUCAGAUUUUCUGAUCUUGACCCUGCUUCAGCUAGAACAGUUGAACCAUCAGCUGUUGUGAAUUGUGACGAUGUACAAACAUCUUUACCUACUAGACUGUGGAAGUCAAUUGGACAGGGCUUUUCCCAUAUUCUUCAUUCAGGUCCUCAAGAAGAUGGCUCCUCUUCUGGUUCACAACAUGCUAAAAUUGUAGUAGAUCACAAAGAUAAUCCAACUGACGUCAAAAACUGUACUUUUGUGAUGCGACAUUCCAAGGUAAGUCCAAAUGCAGCUUCUGAUGAAUCUCCCCACGUAGUACACAAUCCACAACUUGAUCACGGAGGGUGGUCUAGGCGUGGUCGUGAAUUUUGUGAGUCAAGAAGAGCAUUUCUGAACAGUUACCAUUUGAGUUUGGAAAGAAACAAGAAUGGGAGCUUCAAGGAAAAAUUGAAGAGAUCAGUGAGGGAUGUUAAUGAAGCAGCCAUGGGAGUUGUUUUGGGCAUGCAUCGGAGGGUGUCUAAGAGACGUGUUAGGAUAAGAGUUUUUAGGGUCAAAAUGAGUUCACAAUCUAUGGUUCUUGUUACCAUGAGAUGUUUCAUUCCAUGGUUGAACAAAAAUGACAUCAUGUGA